Molecule: messenger RNA, 1095 nt
Organism: Ochotona princeps (American pika)
Lineage: Eukaryota; Metazoa; Chordata; Mammalia; Lagomorpha; Ochotonidae
Product: basic proline-rich protein-like
Exons: 2
Coding region: 1-1095 (364 amino acids)
Source: RefSeq, a predicted model, not a curated record
AUGAGUCAGAACAACUCACCGCUCAUUCCUAGAGAGCCCCUCCCCCCUGCGGCUUCCCUCACGCCGCCCCCUCCCCCCUAUUACAGCAUUGCUCCGGGCGCCAAGACGGAUUCCAGCCAAGCACUGCUGCAGUCGGUUCCCCGCCUCUCUUGCUCCCGCAGCCCAAGUCCUGGUUCUGCAGCUCGGCUGUGCCCCGGACAGUCCCCUGUUCCUCCCCCACGCCGCCCCCGCGUGGCACCCCCUGGCUCGGGGCCCAGAGGUGGGCGGGCGCAGUGGGCGCAGGCGGGGGCCCCGUGCAGGUGCAGCGGGGCUCCUGGGCUCUUCCUGCACCCCGGGGAUGCCUCGACUGGCACGGCCGUGGGUGGAGGACGCCUGUCGGUGGCUCUGAAGCCGGGCGCAGCGCCCCAUCCCGGCAGGGGUGGGGCACCAGAAGGGGGCUCCUGGAGCCGGGGCCUGCUUCUGAAGGCGGAGGUGCUGGUUCGGAAAACCCGAGGGACAGUCUCCCGCGGGGACGCGCCUGGGGGGGCUGUGUGUGACAUUCAGGGUGUGACCGUUGCCCGGUGGGCGCGGAACCCCGAGGCCAGGCCGUGUGGCCGGCUCCUAUCCGCUCGCAGGACCCUAAGUCCUGGACCCCGCGGGUCCCCAGAGAAGGGGGGACCUCGUUGGCGCCGCCAGCCAGGCCUUCCCAGCCCGGCCGCCCGGCGACGCGGGCGCUCCUCCGGGACCCGGCGGCCGCCCGCCGGCUGCGCCCUCGGUCCUCCAGGGUCCGGUGCGGGGGCGGCCGCUCGUCCCCCUCCCUCUCCGGGCUCCCGGCUCGGCCGCCCUGCGCGGGGGCGGGGGCGGGGGCGGAGCGCGCGGGCGGGAUCCCCCCCGCCUCCCCUUCCUGGUCCCCGGGAAAUCCAGUCUCCGCGGCUUGGCCGCCUCCCGCGCCCGCUGCCGCUCGGCGCUCGCUUGGGGCUCCGCAGCCGGCGCGGCCCCUCCGCCGGCGGCUCCGCAGUGCCGGGCCCGUCCCUGCCCGCCUACCCGCCUGCCCGCCUGCCCGCCCGCCGCAGCAGCAGCAGCAGCGCCCCGGGCCGGGCCGCCGGCACCAUGUAA